AUGGCGCUCAUGGGAGGCUGUACAUCCCCAUAUAAGGCUGAUCGCCACAUUGCAAGAUCACUACUAGAUAUUGCAGAAGCGAUUGUGUUCUCACAACCUAUGUUCUCGACCACGGCAACUAGGGCCGAAGCUACCGAUCAAAACCAUUUGGCCCAAAUCAGCACUUUGCAAGCAACCUAUUUGAUUUGUAUUAUGCAAAAGUGGGAAGGGAGCGAUGAAUCAAAGGUUCGCAUUCAGCGUGAUCAAUUCACAAAGUUCGUGUCAGCAACACGGGCAAUGGGAUUGUCGAGGGCUAGACAUAGCCAUCAACCGAUUACCUCGAAAUUUGACGAUUCCCAAUGGCGAGCAUGGAUUGAAAGAGAAGAAAUCAAUAGAAUGGUUCUCCAGGAGAUGCAAAUUGAUUUGACGUCUCCAGAGUCAUGGUUUCAGGCAUCUUCUCCUGCCGAAUUUCUAUCUGCUGUCCGGUCAAACCCAGGACUACCGGAGAAACAUCUAUCUCUUGUUGAUUCCGUUCGCAGGUUGUGCAAUGACAGUCCGUACCAAAACCCGAAUUUUUUAGACGGUGCUAGCAAACUAAAUUUGUUCACAAUCGCUACAGGUGAGCAUUUCCCGAUUUUAUUCGCAGGACGUUCAGUUGACCUUCAGAAUACAGCGAUCCAUGGCCUUAUAUUCCAUCAGAAAUCCUCGCUAUACACCCUUCCACUUUCUGAUAAUCCGUUGGGCAAGGCACUUGACCGAUUGGACGUCGCUUGCAAAUCAAAUCAGAAACUAUAUACGCGCGCCUCAAUCGAUACAACCCAUGAGCAAGAUGGAUUUAUGCAGUACGCUGAUGAGUUCGCUGUCUUGGCACGUAUCUCUCUCGAAUUAUCGUAUUUUUCACCAACGGAAUGGUCGGAAUUUAUCGAGGGGUUGUCUGAAAGCUCCUCUAGUGGUUCAUUUGCUACUUUUGAUCAAGCCGGCAUGGGCCCUGUUGGAAAUUUGAUGCUGGCCGUCGAAAACUUAAGCUUGAAUAGAUAA
Molecule: messenger RNA, 1017 nt
Organism: Penicillium concentricum
Lineage: Eukaryota; Fungi; Ascomycota; Eurotiomycetes; Eurotiales; Aspergillaceae
Exons: 3
Coding region: 1-1017 (338 amino acids)
Biological process (GO): regulation of transcription by RNA polymerase II
Cellular component (GO): chromatin
Molecular function (GO): DNA-binding transcription factor activity, RNA polymerase II-specific; RNA polymerase II cis-regulatory region sequence-specific DNA binding
Source: RefSeq, a predicted model, not a curated record